AUGACCAAGAUUUUCCCCAAACUGAUGUCAGGCACCAAACCACAGAUUCAGGAAGCUCAGAGAACACCAAACAAGAUAAAUGUCCAAAAAAUUACAUACCAUCUGGGUUUUUUUCGUUCCGAGAUUGCAGCCUCCAGCCACACACGAGUGCUGGAUAUGUACCAGGCAAUGCUGAGGGAGAGCAAGCACUUCAGUGCCGACAACUACAGAACUUACACCAUCAGGAGGAUAAGAGAUGUCUUCAGAGAAAAUAAGAAUGUAAAGGAUCCUGUAAAAAUUCAAGCCCUAAUGAAUAAAGCCAAAAGAGACCCUGGGAUAAUCCAUAGACAGGUCCACAUUGGCCAACUAUAUUUGACUGACAAGCUUGUCAGUUAGAAUCAAGAGAAGCCCAGGACCUAGGGAGCUGGGACCAGCCACCACCGGCAGCCAUGGACCACCUUCAGCAUCCAUUCUGCUUUGCAUGGGGGCUCCCAGCAGACCACGAGUGGCCUUUGCAUCAGCUUUAAAUAGGCUCUUGCUGUAUCUGCCCUAAGAACUGAUAAACUGAAUGAGGUUUCCAUUCUUCUGCAGCCUUAGUGACAAAGGAUGGCUGUCUCUCCUUGGUUCAAGUGUUAGAAUGAAGAGCUGGAGCUCCUCAAAAGACUGUUGUGUAUUAUUGUGUCUCCUCCACCCCACCUCUCUUUUGUAGCUCCUCAGCACUUGUAUAGAGCAUUUCCAGAUUUUGUUUGUUGGUCCU
Orcinus orca (killer whale) is the source of this 736-nucleotide messenger RNA. RefSeq names its product LYR motif-containing protein 4-like. Gene Ontology annotation, cellular component: L-cysteine desulfurase complex; mitochondrion. Lineage: Eukaryota; Metazoa; Chordata; Mammalia; Artiodactyla; Delphinidae. The record is from RefSeq and is a predicted model, not a curated record. Bases 1 to 375 code for a protein of 124 amino acids. The transcript is spliced from 2 exons. Gene Ontology annotation, biological process: iron-sulfur cluster assembly.